GUAGUUGUUGUAUGCGUUCAGACGUGUUCCGAGGUGUUUGUCGCUGUGAUGUCUGUGUAUGAUGUUGUUUCACUCUGCCUUUGUUUGUUAACUACGUGUGAAUUUACCACAGGGUUACAACGAAAUGCAAUUAACGUGAUAACAACGUAUACCUACACUCAAAGUAGUUACACAACUAAUUGUGGAUUCCUUUGGCUUGGUCGAUGUACCAGAUACAGUCGACAGUCCAGGUGGACUUCCAGAUGCAAGACAGGGUAUCGAUCAGAGGAUAAUAUAGGAUGCCCAUACAAGUGCACUGCCAUCAGCAACUGUCAAACAGAACAAUGUACCAGUAAUCGAGACCAGGUGUGCACACGCUGUGAUGGGGUCGUGUCUCACGAACCGGGGCAAAGAGCAUAUCUCCUUACCACAAACAAGAAAGCAUGUACAAAAACCUGUUCUUGGCGUAAUGACAGCACCAGGUGUUAUCCAGGAACAUGCAGGGGCGAGUAUGCCAGUAACUGUUCCUGCUCAAGUGGCUUCACUGGACAACACUGCCAGACAAUUACAACGAAACCCGCAAUAAAGUUGAACCUGUUUCGCCUGACUGCCAGCAAUGGGGACACGGCCCAAGCACCUCCCAGCAUCAACAGUGGCCCAUCGCAGUCCAGCAGCUGGUCCAACAUAUAGUCUCCAGCAAUAAUGUACUACAAGUUUACGGCAGAAUACAAAAUGACACCUCCAUCCAGACAUGCCUUCAUUGAAGGCUUCAGUGCGGGCAUUGUCAGCGUUUAUGCAUCCUUCAAACUUAAAAGAAGGUGGCGUGUGGUCUCAACCAAGGGAUACAACUGUGGGGGAGCAAGCAGAAGCAGCCCAGACACAGACCUGUACACGUGUGAAGGGGCGCCUCUCCUACCUCUACCCUUCCAACACAGAGAUAUUAUUGAGUUUUCCUAUAAGGCCAGUAAUGGAGGAUAUGUUAAAGUACGGAACAAGGAGACAAAGAACCUAGUGACCCACUACUACAGCGGAGCCACACAGACCCGCACCUUUACAAUGACCAUUGACCUGGUGGCUCCCUAUCACUGUACUGGUACUACUGCCUGUAUCAGCAGCAUGUUGACAGCUCCCAAUGUCAUCACUACACCAACAGUGAAUCUACGCUGGAGUGGCUGGUCAGAUGCCGCUGCAGGUGUUGACCACUUUGUGAGGGACGUGUAUGAACUCUACGUUGUUGGAGAUGUACUCAGAGAUAAACGCCGGAUUGCCAGGAAGACGUUUACAAGCUCUGUGGGGAGUUCUGUAUAUACAACCGACAAGUUCAGACUGUUGACAUCCGGGGUUUACUCUGUUGUCCUGUCUGCCUAUGACAAGGCAGGUAAUCACAGGAGUGCCAGACGUAUCCUGAUAUAUGAUGGCACUUCGUCUGUAACCACUCAGGCUAAUAAAAAACUCCGUGUGACGACAGCAGCAUCAGCAACGUCAGAGUGGCAAACGACAUCAUCAGCAGUGACAGUGGACUGGACCAACAGAUACAUCAACACAGUGCAUCACAACAAGAAGUGGCUCCAGAGCGUGGCUCCUCUUGCUGACAUCGGCUCUGGCUAUGAUGACAAGGAAGGAAGCAGAGGUGUAGAUGAAGUCAGAAAUGUUCAAGGUAUCACAAGCUUCCGCACUUCUUACAAAGUCGACCAUAAAGGAGGAUCGUCCAUCACCAGCCCACCAGCGGUGUUCACCAUUCAAGGUCUGAGUCAGUCACAAACUAUAACACCCUCUCUUGUGGAUGGGGACACUGUGCGCUUCUGGGUGCGAGCCUAUGAUAUCAUGUCGGACACGAAAGAAGAGAGUGUGACAGUCCACAUCGACACAUCACCCCCAGUCAUAGAGAACCUGUGGCUCACCAGAAACGGCAGCCUCAACAUCAGCGUACAUGGUGUGAAGGAACUCAAUGAUGUCAUAAUGGAGUGGAAUUUGUACGAUGGGCACAGUGGAGUUGAGGCGGUGGAAUGGAGAAUCGUAGAAAAACGACAAGAUGAAGACAUGGUGCUGGCUGUUCAUGGCAUUUCUAUUAAAAGCUAUCUUACUAUGGGUGCCUGCAACACAAUAUCUGGCACAAGGGAUGGUGGCUGUUAUUGUACGCCCCAUGGGAGAUGCUAUCAUCCCCACUUCCAAGUGAAACCCUCCCCUGCCGACAUAAAGAAAGUCAAGGUCAAGUUCGCUGAUGGAAAGGAAUACUGUUUCCAGGUCAAGGCUACAAAUCAUGCUAAACUGAAAACUGAACAGGAAGUCAAGAUCACAAUAGAUGCGAGCCCCCCUCGUUCUGGCAUUGUCCACGAUGGUCAGUCUGGACAACCGGAAGUGGACUACCAAGACAGCCUACAGCUCCAUGCCCACUGGGACGGGUUCUUUGACAGGGAGAGCGCAAUCUCCUUUUAUCAGUACACCUUCGGCCCCAGAUGUUUACAGGGAGACCUGUUUGACCUUAAUCAAACCAAAAACAUGGAAUCAACACGCUCUACCGAGGUCUCAUGGACAGCACCUUCUUGUGGAACGUUUUAUGUAACGGUUGUUGCUUAUAAUGGAGCUCAGCAGAGAAGCGAUGCCGUCUGUUCUGAUGGAGUGGAGACGUGUAACCCCACUCCUGUCCUCAGUGAACCCAGUAAAUCCGAAGGUAAUCCAUUGGUCGGAAAAACCCUUGUACUGAUUCUGUCGGGGACUGGGUCCGCCGUGGUUGCAGUUGCUGGCAUCAUCGUUGGAGUUGUUGUCUGGAAGAGGAAACAAAGACGCCAACCGGAGAGUCCCGGCCAAGCUGUGUACUACAAUACAGGGCUAUCGAAAAAGGUUAAACCUAAAAAGACAAAACCUCGGACCAACAGAAGUAAACCUGAAGCCAGGACGUACGACACACUUGAUGUCAACUCGCGCGACACAGGUCCUGGGGAAGAAGCAUAUUGUUCUAUACAGACUCCUGGGGCGGACGAUAAUAUCAUGUAUGAACCCAUUGACAGUCAGAUGUAUUUGAACAGUUGCCUACCACCACGCGUGACGUCCGACACAACAUCAAAUGAUUUAUACGAAGAAAUUUAAACACAGAGCGUGCGGCCUCACAAACAUAACUCUCAAACUACCGUGGGGAUUCCAGGGGUUAGAUAUGGAAUACUGUAAGGGACGUUCUCGCGAUCUCGCAUUCUCGCGAUCUCGACCUUUAGAAACGAGGUAAAUA
Haliotis rufescens (red abalone) is the source of this 3202-nucleotide messenger RNA. RefSeq lists its product as uncharacterized. NCBI's taxonomy places the organism in Eukaryota, Metazoa, Mollusca, Gastropoda, Lepetellida, Haliotidae. The transcript has 17 exons. Bases 682 to 3066 code for a protein of 794 amino acids. The record is from RefSeq and is a predicted model, not a curated record.